This is a messenger RNA of Rotaria sp. Silwood1, 729 nucleotides long. The record is from the annotation of a GenBank genome assembly. NCBI's taxonomy places the organism in Eukaryota, Metazoa, Rotifera, Eurotatoria, Philodinida, Philodinidae.
AUGGGUUCACGUGCAUGUGGUCAAAAACCAGAAAAAGAUCUUCGAGAAUCCGAUGCAAUUAAAUAUUGUGUUGCAUCACGUGUUUAUUUUGAAUGUGUUCAUAAAAAAUAUCGUGGUUGUGAAAAUAAAGAAAAAUAUGAAGUUGCGAUGGAAUCAAUGAUGAAAGGCAUUCGUAAACGUGUUGAUGAUCUAUUAGCUUUUUGUAGUGAUAAAAUAGAAGAUUAUAAAUUUAAUAUUAUAUGGGAAUCUCCAAAAAAAAUUGAAACAAUUGAUUCUGUACGUAGUGGUAAUACUCUAACAAGUGUAUCAAUUAAAACUCAUAAUAAUGGUUUAUCUCCUAUACAAGAAAUUUUACCAAAUGAUUUAUGUCAAAUAAAAACAAUUAAUAAUUUAUGUCAACCAUUAGCAAUUACAGUUAAAUUUAAUCCAUUAUGGAAUAAUAUUAAUAAACGUAGUUGGUGUCAACAAGCAACAGUUUAUUUUCGUUGUAUAAAAUCUCGUCUUGAUAAAUGUUCUCAACAAGAUAUACAAAGUCAAUUUCAACAACUUGAACGUUAUCUUUAUUCACAAAUAAAUAUCAAUUGUCCAGGUGGUGUUGAUGGAUGUACACGUCAUUCAACAGAUGCACGUUGUAAAAUUGGUUUAAAUCAAUUUAAUUCAAGUUCAUCAACAUUUUGCCUUGUUUAUUUUCUUGUUCAAUCGGUAUUACAAAUACUACUAUUGUUUUAA